This is a messenger RNA of Hymenoscyphus albidus, 5416 nucleotides long. The record is from the annotation of a GenBank genome assembly. NCBI's taxonomy places the organism in Eukaryota, Fungi, Ascomycota, Leotiomycetes, Helotiales, Helotiaceae.
GCAAUAGCAAAAGUAGCCGCACAGGAAGCCUGUGAAUGAAAAAGAAGAAGGCUUUGGUAAAGCUCGUCGAGAAGAGAAUUUGAAGACCACAUCUUCACAUCUUCACAUCUUCACAUCGGCGCGGAAUCGGAGUUACUAUGCGCCGGUCGUUGCUUAGUACUGGUACUCGUCCUCAGGCUCAGGCUACCCUACCCGUAGCGGUAGCCACAGCACAUUGCGUACCUCUAAACGAUAGCAGCGCAGCUCACCCUUCACUACUGCAAACUUUCCCAUCCCAACCUGGAACUGCAAAAAUCCGCUGGGACCAUACCAAAAGCAAGGGACUGAGUUUCCAUACCAUACCUCCUCCACCAACCCAUCCAACCACAUCCAGACGACCCGGCCAGCCCUGACUCCUCCCAGCCAAUUCAGAUGCAUUUCACUGCCUCUGCGUCGUCAUACUUCCACCGGACCUCAAUGCGUCCUUGAACACACGAAUGUGGGGGCACGAGGAAAUUUAAGAUACACCAAACCCAAGACACACCCACCGUCGCGCCCGGUAUAGGCGUAGGAGGAUCCUCAUGGAUCGCAAGAGAAAGCGUAAGUACCUGCCGGAACGGUCGGUCGCAGAGAGGGCGCGUCAUUAACGGUGCGCUUUGCAGGCGAAUUGCGCGAGUUGAACAACAGAGCAUGGGAUGGGGAGAAAGGUCAGUUUAGGGCGCGUCGGCGUGGAACAGUGAGAGAGACACUGGUUGACGAGAAUUUCAAGGCAUCUACCAGGUCAACAAGUCUCUUGACUCUUCCCUGAAGAAAAAUACGGCCUUUAUUAAACGAUUGCGAACUGCCAUCUCGGCUGCCACUCUGGCUACCUUCCUCCAAGAAAUACGAACGCUCAGCCUGCAUAAGUAUCUCUCGGAAAUCAUUUCGGCAUGUUAUGAGGGUCUUUGUCGACUAAAAUCCCCAGGAGAAAUAGAGGCAGGCGUGGAGAUCGUAAGCGCGUUGCACCAACGUUUUGGACCGGCCGAGUUUACGGAAUUUCUUGGAUGGCUGGUUGGCAAAGGAUUGGCAACACCAGAAAAGUCAUUGUUGAAGACACUUGCCGCUGACGUGAGAGAGAAGGAGGAAAAGGAGCGCAUUAUCCGACAGAGAGUGCUCCUCCGAGUCGUCACGGAGCUAUGGCUUGUGGGAGUUUUGAGAACCCUAGAUGAUGUCAGCCGCCCAGACGAUCUUUCAAGAGGCAAGGAAUCACUUUCAGGAGUAUCUUCGAAAGCUACAGAUAUCAAAUCCAAAACCAACGGUGUCGGCAAGGGCGGUGGGGCCGAACCAUUUCCUUUGGAGGUUCUCAAGGAUCUGCUUGGUCACGAUAGAGAUCACGCAAACCUACCCUUGCUGGUAAUAUUUGUCAAAGCAUUCGGUUGGGAUAUUUUAGGUGUCAAGGAAGCUGGGGCAGAAGGUAGGAAGACUGUCGAAGAGGAUGGGGCUACCAGAAUAACAGAAGGGGCGACGGAAGCAGACGAGGACUCUCCAGAAGAAGGGUCAGUCACCGACGGGCUUACUGAUGACCCUCCGCUCGCUUCUCUCGAGCUUCAGGAGCGAUUUCGUAAUAUCUUGAAGCGAUACUUCGAAGACGUCAAAGCACAUCUCAUCCGUGACCAGAAAUCCAUCUCCAAACAAGCACGAAAAGAUGCAGAAGCAUACGUCAAAUCCGGACAAGUAUUUGAGGAUCGACAAGCAAGUUACGAAAAGGGUGUUAAAGCUCAGGAACGAUUGGUUGCGAACGCUCAGGUUCUUGCAGACGCCAUUGGAUCGGAAAUGCCAGAUCUAAAGGACUCCGAGGAUGCUUCGGCUGCAGGCAAUGGGGGCAUCGGUCUUGUCAAGACUGGAGAGUAUCUUCGCGGAGAAGGUGAUGGUGCUGGGAUCUGGGAAGACGAGGACGAGAGAAGAUUCUACGAAAAUCUUGUAGAUUUAAAAGGAAAGGUUCCAGGAAUGCUAUUAGAAGACGGCAAGAAGAAGAAGGUAGACACAGACGAUAAGGUCGGCAAAAAGGCUGAAACGACUGAAUCUAACGCCGUAGAACCUGCUGUUGCUGUAGCCAAGCAAGCAGAAGACGAUCAGUCCACGGCUAUCGCAAAUAAGACUGUUGGCGCUCAAGUGGAUGCUCUCCUUGCAAGACUCCCAGAUCUCACUAGCAAAGACUUGAUCGACCAAGCCGCAAUCGACUUUUGUUUUCUCAACUCCAAGGCAUCUCGAAACCGUCUUGUCAAAGCGGUCCAAGAGAUACCCAAGGGCCGUAGUGAUCUCCUUCCAUCUUACUCUCGGCUAGUAGCUACCUUGGGCAAAUACAUGCUCGAUGUUCCUAAAGGUCUUGUAGAUCAUCUUGACCAGGAAUUUCGAAGUCUUCAAAGACGCAAAGAAAAAGAAUUUCUUGGUCAAGCUCGACUGGGAAACAUUCGCUACCUUGCCGAGUUGACGAAAUUUGGCGUUGUCCCGGAGCAUGUGAUCUUCCAUUGUUUGAAGGUCAGCUUGGAUGACUUUUCGAGAAUGAAUAUUGAGAUCAUCUGUAACUUACUUGAAAAUUGCGGACGUUAUUUGCUUCGGACUCCGGAAACUUCUCCACGAAUGACCUCAUUUCUUGAGACUCUCAAGCGCAAAAAGUCCGUUCAGCAUAUUGGCCAGCAAGAGCGAAUGCUCAUUGAAAAUGCAGUCUACUAUGUAGAUCCUCCUGUCAGAGCUGCCAUUCAGCAAAAAGAAAGAACCCCCAUAGAUCUGUUCAUAAGAAAGCUCAUCUAUUUGGACAUGAACAACCGCAAUUAUACCAAGAUCCUCAAGCAGAUUCGUCGACUUCACUGGGAGGAAAGCGAGGUAAGUUCGCCAUAUUUGACUCCAUUAAGUUCUUUUUUAAUAAUCCCAGGUUGUUGCUUUACUAGAAAAGGUCUUUUCGAAGCCGGGAAAGGUCAAAUAUGGCAACAUUCAUCUGCUUGCUAUUCUAAUCAGCGCUUUGUAUCGUUACCAUCAAGAUUUUGUUACGACAGUAAUUGAUAAUCUUCUGGAACACAUCGUCUUGGGCUUGGAGCAAAACGAUUUCAAAUUCAACCAGCGUCGUCUCGCCGAAGUCAAGUACCUUGGAGAGCUUUACAAUUACCGCAUGGUUGAUCACCCGGUAAUUUUUGAUACUAUGUAUCGAAUUAUGACUUUUGGCCACGGUAUGAGAUAUAAUUAAACAUUCAUCAACUAUAGCUAAAGAUUGUCUAGGUGGUCCUCCCAUCCCGGGUCGUAUCAAUCCUUUCGAUAUGCCUGAUGACUUCUUCCGCAUUCGUCUAGUUGCAAACAUCCUAGAAACAUGCGGCAUUUUCUUCAACCGCGGUGCAGCCGGCAAGAAACUUGAUUACUUUUUGUCCUUCUUCCAAGUAAGAGGUACUUUUCGUAACAUAGUACAUGACUGACUGAUUAACAGUAUUACAUCUACACCAAGGACAUGCUUCCGAUGGACAUUGAGUUCAUUGUGCAGGAUGUGUUUUCGUUAACAAGACCCCAGUGGAAACUUGCCUCUAACAUCGAGGAAGCGAGCCGAGCGUUUCAACUUGCCAUGGCCCAAGAUCAAAAGACUGCUGGCCUCGACAAAACUACUGAGAUUGAUGAUGCUGACAGUGUUGAUUCCUCAGAUGAUGGUGCUGAAGACGAAGCUGAGACUGGCCUUGGCGAUGGAGAUGAUGCUGAUGAGAAGUCUGAGUCUAAUGAAGAUGUAGAUGUAAAAGUUCCCUUCUCCAGACGCGAUAGCAACUGCUUACCCCAUAUCAAGGACCUGAAUGAUGACACCGCUCAAUCUGCAACCGACUCUGAGGAAGAGGCUAUUGUAGUCACAAGACAGGAGGAGGAAGUCGAUCCUGAAGACGAAGCCGACUUCGAGCGUGAGUAUGCCAAAAUGAUGGCUGAGAGUCUAGAAUCCCGAAAGCACGAGCGCAAGUCAACAUUCGAUGUGCCACUCCCCAUCCGACGCAAGGACCGUGAAGCUUCGACCCUCAACGAGACGUGGAACGAGGAGUCCUCUGCACCUGCGAAUGCUCCACCGACUGGCACAAUGGCAUUUUCACUUCUUACAAAGCGUGGCAAUCGCCAACAGGUAAGUCCCACGAUAUUAGAUUUGUGUAAAAUGACCACCACUGACCUGAAAACAGACACGUACAGUCGCAUUGCCGUCAGACUCCACUUUCGCCGUCGCAAUGAAGACUCAACAGGCAGCUGAGCGGGAGGAGCAACAGAGAAUCAAGAACCUUGUCCUCAACUACGACCUUCGUGAUGGAGAAGAGCAAGAUGGUGAAGAUGCACAGGCCCCUAUACUACCCAACCAAAAUAUUCACAAUCACCCAGGAAAUGAGAAGGCAACCGCUGCGAACUUUGCUAGACCUGAUAAGUCAAGCAACAAUCGCAGCGGCCAGCGAGCACGAAAGCUGCAGUUGAGCGAUGUCGACUGGUACGAUUCCAAAAAUAGCCCUUCCGUUUCUGUCAGAGAGAUUCAUUCCCCCAAAACAGCGAAUCGUGGCCCUGCUGGUCCGGCGUUAGAAUCCCCCGCGCCUACUGGUCGUGUGAAUAUUUCCAGCGCUGGACUUGCUAGGUUGUCCAAUCGAGGGUCCCCAAACAAAGCCUCUCUAGCGUCUGCAAAACAAAAGACUGCCCCACCCGGCAGACUUACCAGAAAGGCAAUGCUUGCUGAGCACGCAAUGCGUCAAGCAUCCAGAUCAAAAUGAUGGGGAGAAGUGGCUUUUCCUGGUUUUUGCCAAUGGACUUGAAACUGUUGCGAAUAGGUGUUGUACGAUUAUUUAACAUGAGUGCUAAUGAUCACCCUCCCAUGGGACAAUAGGACUUGAUUAGAUUUGGCAUUAAUAGUCGUUGAGAAUUUCCCCAAAGAUCUUUCCACGGCAAUUUAUCACUACUUCUCCUCUACUACUCGAUGUCUAACGAGACUUACUCACAAGAGUUAUCGCGACUCUGUUGAUCCUCCUUCGUCCAACAGGGGUGUCUGGAGAACGACAAAAGAUCGAAACGAGCACGUGGAUGAUCGUCACCAAAUCAUUCUCCCAGCAGCCCCCUUUCUCGACUCCAAACCUGCCCUUCAGUGAUUUCGCCCAUCUGUGGGCGGGCGACUGGGGGUCGUGAGUGCGGCAUUGAUGGUUGCGAAAACGGAAUGGAGAGUUUGAGAGGGUCAGAUUUGGCAGGGUAGUGGAUGUGACAAUUCAGUUCUAUCUCUGCCUAGCUGUGAGUGCCGAGAGAUUAUGCAUGCAAAUUGUGGUCUGGAGGAAUUUGAUCUGCUUUUAUUGUUCGUUGGUGCUUCGUACACGAAACUGGAGAGUGGAUGUUAGGAGGCAGAUGCAUGCAAGAGAGUCACUCAUUUGAUCUAUUUGCUACUAAUUCACUUCUUUACUUUGACUUCCAGAAAAAA